Messenger RNA from Paramecium octaurelia, 935 nucleotides. Lineage: Eukaryota; Ciliophora; Oligohymenophorea; Peniculida; Parameciidae. The record is from the annotation of a GenBank genome assembly.
AUGACGAAUAGAACAGAAGAAGUUUUACAAAUUUAUGGUUCAGCCAUUGAGAAAAACCUGUAAAAUUUAGAUUAUUAUUAGAACUAUGUUAUGAAUUAUGUGUCAUUUUCAAGCUAAUACUUUAUAUGAAUAGAAAAGAUUUGAAGAAGCAUUAAUAAAUUAUGAUUUAGCAAUUUAGAAAAAUCCAGAAAAUUCAAAUAAUUUUAAUUGCAAAGGUAUAUAAUUCAAUAUUUGUUUAGCUAAGACUCUAGAUGAAAUGAAUAGAUUUGAAGAAGCAUUUAAAAAUUAUGAUUAACCAAUAUAAAAAAAUCCAGGAUAUUCUUACUAUUACUACAAAAAAGGUAGAGUUAAAUACAUUAUAAAUCUCAAGCUAUUACUUUGUAGAGAAGAUGAAUAGAUUAGAAUAGGCAUUACAAAAUUAAGAUUCAGGGAUUUUGAAAAAUCCAGAAAAUUCACAAUUUUUUCAUGGCAAAGGUAAAUUUUAAUAUUUGUAAUGUAACCAAAUACAUUAUUUUAAUUAAAGUUUCAUAAAAUUUUAGAAAAAAUGAAUAGAUUGAGAGAAGCAUUGAAUUAUUAUGAUUUAGCAAUUUAGAAGAAUCCAGAAAAUCCAAACAGUUAUAAUGGCAAAGGUAUAAUUGUUUAAUUAUAAUAUAAGCUAACAUAUUAGCGAAGAUGAAUAGAUUGGAAGAAGCAUUAAAUAAUUAUGAUUUAGCAAUUUAGAAAGACCCAGAAAAUUCAAGUCAUUUUAAUGGCAAAGGUGUUGAAUAUUUUGAUUUUUAGCUAUUACCUUACACAAAAUGAAUAGAUUUAAAGAAGCAUUAAUAAAUCACAAUGCAGCAAUAAUAAUAAUUCAACAUCCUCCUCCGAACAACUAGGCUCGACAGGAUUGUUAGGAACUCCCACUCGAAAUCUUACUCUCUUCCUUUAAUUGCUGA